GCUUGCUGAAUGUGCGCUGUGAGUAUCGCUUAAAUUUGUCAGUUUGCCUUAAACUCUGUUGAUUCCAGCUGAAUAGGGUCUCCAUUAACAGGAUUUUAUACAGUGUAACGAAACUUUCCUGUUCUGAGUAUAGACAGGAACUUCCAUUUGAAAAGGUCCAGAGUAAACUGAAAGCUGGUUAGUAUGGUUCAAAGAUCCUAGGAACUGAAGCUGGAGUGUUUAAUACACGAAACAGACUGCAGGGAGAAAGAAGAGAUGCAGAAUCAAUGUGUUACAAAUGGGAGAACAGAGCAGUGCUGUGGGGAGCACAGACGGAGACUGGAGUUGUUCUGCCAGGAGGAUGAGGCCUUUAUCUGUGUCCUGUGUGUUCCCAGGCAUUCAUGUCACAGUUUUGUGUUCCUGCAUGAGGCAGUCAGUGUGUAUAAGGACAAGCUGAAAACAUCGUUAUCAUCCCUGGAAUUAAAAGUCAGAGAUCUUAACGAUUUACAAACCAAGAAUGAGACAGAAUUCCUGGAGAUACAAGAACAUGCUGUUAAUUUGGAAAAAUACAUUGCAGAAGAGUUUGUAAAAUUGCAUCAGUUUCUCCAUGACAAGGAAGAAAAACUCAUUCAACAACUUAACAGCAAAGUAGAAAUUCUGAAAGAAAAUCUUGAAUGCAUUAAAACUGGUGUUAUGGAAAUCCAUUCAACAGUAUCUGAUACUAACUUGGAAAUCAAAACAGAAGCGGAGGUUCUGGAAGAGAGAAAUGAUAACACAGAUUGUCUGACAACCACUGAGGAGUCGGUGUCGGGUGAUAUCUCAGAACAUAGAACUCCGUUAGCUUUGUGCUUUCCAUCAGCUCCAGAAUCCUUUGAGGAUGUUGCUGUUACUUUCUCAGCAGAGGAGAUGAAGAUGUUAACAAAACAAGACAAGGAGCUUCAUAAGGAAGAGAACUAUGAAACCUUAGUUUCAGCAGGUAAUGGGAGCAGAGAAUGGAGCAUUUUAUGGAGUCCGCAGCCAUCAAUUGGAAUAUCUCUAUUACGCUACCCUGUGGAGAACCUGCAGCACUCUGUUCAAACUCUGAAGGGCUCCGACAAGCAUCCUGUUAUACCUGUAGCACAGCUUCAUACAGGAUACACCUGCAACAUGAACUCUGAAUGUGAGCAAAGUUUGAUACUACAGCCAAUUCCAUUAGUAGACCGGAGAGAUCACAAAGAAAAGAAACCAUAUAAAUGUCCUGAAUGCAAUAAGUGUUUCAUAUUAAAGACUAAUCUAGUAGUACAUGAAAGGACUCACACGGGGGAGAGACCAUAUAAAUGUCCAAAAUGCGCUAAGUGUUUCACAAGAAAGUAUUAUUUAGUAUGCCAUGAAAUGAUUCACACGGGGAAGAGACCAUAUAAAUGUCGGGAAUGCAAUAAGUGUUUCAUAGAAAAGCUUGGUCUAGUAAGACAUGAAACUAUUCAUACGGGGGAGAGACCAUAUAAAUGUCCUAAAUGCAGCAAGUGUUUCAGACUAAAGGGUUAUCUAGUACAACAUGAAAAGAUUCACACUGGGGAAUUGGAAGACCGCCAAAAAAAGAGGAAGUAGAUACAUUUUGGAGAAGUAUCUAUGAAUAUCCUGUGGAACACAACAAAGAAGCAAAAUGGAUAGAAGAAGUAAAAGAAAGAAUAAGCAGUUUAAAGAUACAAGAUAUGAAAUGGGAUGAAGUAACAGCCAGAGAGAUUGAAACAAAGUUAAGACAAGCUUUUAACUGGAAAACCUCAAGCCCAGAUGCAGUACCCAACUUUUAGUUAAAAGUAUUAACAUCUUUGCACAAGGAUUUAGCCAUGAGUAAGAACUAUUUUAUAUGUGCACAAUGCUGUUACUUAAGAGUGAACCUACAAGCUACCUCAAACAUUAUAGACCAAUAACCUGCUUUCUGACAAUGCUGAAUUGA
Molecule: messenger RNA, 1915 nt
Organism: Protopterus annectens (West African lungfish)
Lineage: Eukaryota; Metazoa; Chordata; Ceratodontiformes; Protopteridae
Product: zinc finger protein 614-like
Exons: 5
Coding region: 256-1566 (436 amino acids)
Biological process (GO): regulation of transcription by RNA polymerase II
Molecular function (GO): DNA-binding transcription factor activity, RNA polymerase II-specific; zinc ion binding; RNA polymerase II cis-regulatory region sequence-specific DNA binding
Source: RefSeq, a predicted model, not a curated record